AUCUUACUCUAAUAAUCGCGCACCACCUUGUUUGCGGGAAGCCUCUGCGCGAAAAUGGCUACUGUGGGCCGGUUUAUUGCCGCCUUGCGACCUGCACGCACCGUGCCAGCUCUACAGAGAUCGCUAGCUCAACCGCUGACGAAAGAAAGCUCGGUGUAUCGCCAACUACCCUUCCUGAGAAGAUACGGAGAUGCCGCAACGAAGUAUACCCACGAGUACUACGAAAAUCUGGUAAGAGGCAAGCCUGUGGUUGUGUUUAUGAAAGGAGAACCAACUGCUCCAAUGUGUGGUUUCAGUCGACUGGUAGUCCAGAUCCUUGACAUGCACGGUGCAAAGGACUACGAGUCCCACGAUGUCCUUGAAGACGUGGAUUUCAAGGAAGGCAUGAAGGAAUACUCGUAAGGGUUUCUUUAGGUAUGGGGAAAGGUAGGCAAACUGGUUUUGCCUCUCUGAGCUACAUUUUAUAACCUCUCAUAUUUGUUAACACGGUGAACCUAAAUUGACUGGGCACACCAUUUGGUGCAUAAUGUGUAUUAGAGCAUUUUCACUGCCUUCUAGAAAUUGGCCAACGUUCCCUCAAGUCUAUAUGAAUGGUGAGCUGGUAGGUGGGGCUGACAUAAUGCUGGAGAUGCACAAGUCAGGAGAACUGAUAUCUGAGCUCGAACGCAUUGGACACCGCUCGCUUCUAGCAGACGAUGAUAAUCCUUCCUGACGUCUGUUUUCAUUUGUCAUACUAUCAUAAUUAUGUACACAUUAUAAUCAUUUCACAUUGGUACUAGUAUACCAAGGACUGAAAGAGUAGGUACAGCUAUGGCGGCUGCAGUAGAAACUGCUGAACCAAGAACGAAGCCUCGAGAACAGAGAAGAUAGGCGGAGAGGAUGAGCGAUGUCAUGGCAAUACCAAACGAUAAAAUUGUUCCUAUCUCACGAUAGGCCGGGUGGAUCCCGUACCCAACCCAGAACAGAACUCGGCCAACCACAAAGAGAAUCGUGCUGAGGAAUAUGUACUUCAUCUCUUCCUUUUCCAGCAGGGUUGCUAGUAGCAGGGCCAACAUGACGUAGAUAAAGGUCUGCUCCAACGUGUUCGUUAGCCGUUUCUUGUGCAGCUGCAUGCCUGCCUCGUUGCCCGACAGAGGGUUUCGAGCUCCGACUAUGACUCUGUUGCGUCCCGUUAGCGCAACGGCGACACCCAGGAACAGGGCUAAGAAGAGAAAGCAGCGAAGGGUGUAGGCAAUCUUGACGGAAAGCUCUCCGCUGCUGGGAGCUGGAAUAGCGCCGUCAGGAACAUGGUAGUACCCUCCAUAGAGACCUCCAACUAGCAUGGCUAGGCCUAUGACCGCCUGCAGCGGGAGAACUCGGAGCAUCCGAGCGCGCUCAUCCCCAACGGCCAUCU
Geodia barretti is the source of this 1393-nucleotide messenger RNA. NCBI's taxonomy places the organism in Eukaryota, Metazoa, Porifera, Demospongiae, Tetractinellida, Geodiidae. The record is from the annotation of a GenBank genome assembly.